This is a messenger RNA of Strongylus vulgaris, 513 nucleotides long. Lineage: Eukaryota; Metazoa; Nematoda; Chromadorea; Rhabditida; Strongylidae. The record is from the annotation of a GenBank genome assembly.
AUGAGUAACGCUGAUGAACAGCAACUGCCUGUACCUGCCAAAACGAGGAUACAAUUACCUCCACUUCAAGCACCAAAACAUCGUGUGUCGUCAUCAUGGACAGAGAAUUUGGAACCGUCUAUGGAUAUUAAAUCACCUCCACCCAUUAAAUCACCAGAAGAAAAACCUGGACCUUCAAAGGCGUUUUUCUCACGAGCUUCCAGUGAAGUUAAGCCGUUUUCUGAAGAUGAAGUUACCUCACCGAAGCCGGCACCAUCACCACUUAGUGAUUCUAUGAAGGAAGACAGCAAGGAAGAAAAACCAGAGAAAAGAGGCCGACGAGAUUCGAUCAAAGAGCAUCUUUUAAAAUUCAAAAUGAAGGCCGGGAAGGUACUGGAAGACGUACACGAUCGCCUUGUAGAAGAUCACUCUUCAGUGGCUGUCGCUCCAAUGUCGGUGAGCUGGCAAUAUAGUGAUAGUAAGAAAGUGACAAACAUGACUACUAGUAAGGGGCUGCUGCCAAUUUUGGACUAA